AUGUCCAUGUUGCCGUAUCGUGUGUUGUGUCUGUUGGCCCUUCUGUUCUGCUGUGUGGGUGUGGCUCAUGCUGCUUCACAUGACAGGUCAGAACUUGUUAAGGAAGCACAACAGAAGGCUAAGGAGACUUCGAGUCUGAAAGAGGAGUGUGUGAAAGCCACCAAGGCUGCUGAAGAUGCCACGCAUGAAGCUGAACGAUUUGCUCUUGACAUUGAGAAGAAACUGGAAACAAUUGCUGCUAACCCAGAAGAGGUGAACAGAACGAAGAGUGAAGGUCUUAAACUCAUUGAUAAGGCGAGGGAGGUUGCAACCGAAGCAAUAGAAGUGGCCGUCAGAACUUCUGAUAGUGCAAAGAAAACUGAAGACAUAAUCAACUCUCCUGGUGGACAAAGAGAUGCUGAGGCGGCAAUGAAAGUAAUUGAAGAGGCAGAAAGCGCGGUAAUUGAGGCUUACAAACAUGCUGACAAUGCUAGACUUCGUGCUAUUGAUGUGGAGGAUGUCCUAGAGAAACUUGACGCCGCAGUUGCUGCUGCUAAAGAGAAGGAAGAAAAACAGUUGGAGUCUCAGGCACAGGAACAGACAAAUGAAACAUCUCUUCUACCCACGAAUGCUUCAAAAACGAAUGGCAUCACACGAAAUGACGGCAGUAGCAGCCCUGCGUUACUGCGUGUUCCACUCCUGCUGCUGCUGCUCUCUGUGCUGGGCUGCAUGGCCGUGUGCUGA
Trypanosoma theileri is the source of this 723-nucleotide messenger RNA. RefSeq lists its product as uncharacterized. NCBI's taxonomy places the organism in Eukaryota, Euglenozoa, Kinetoplastea, Trypanosomatida, Trypanosomatidae. The record is from RefSeq and is a predicted model, not a curated record. The transcript has a single exon. Bases 1 to 723 code for a protein of 240 amino acids.